Messenger RNA from Colletotrichum lupini, 1293 nucleotides. RefSeq lists its product as uncharacterized. The coding region runs from base 1 to 1293 and encodes 430 amino acids. NCBI's taxonomy places the organism in Eukaryota, Fungi, Ascomycota, Sordariomycetes, Glomerellales, Glomerellaceae. The transcript is spliced from 2 exons. The record is from RefSeq and is a predicted model, not a curated record.
AUGGAGAAUCACUUCAGGUCUUUCAUGCGGGUCAUUCGCAAGAUUGACGACGCAGACGAGCUCAUCCAAUCGUUCUUAGCAUCCGAGGAAUUCAUACUCUCUCAGAAUGAUGCCUCGCCGUCACUCGCUCCCCAUGAUCAGGAGCGUUUGCUCGACUUUCCAAAUGCCGAAACUCAAGCAGCGAACAUUGCUGAAUCGACUAAGCUAUCCAAAGAAGAUCUCCUUGAGCGUGCUGUCGAGUCACCCUCGCAGCUGACCGCCGCAGAGAUCUCUCUGCUCAAGAACCGCUACUGUAUGGAUAUCUCGCCAGACGAGGAACAUGAAGUCUCACGGGCAGCCGGGCUGAUCAUGGGACCCAAUAGAAUCUCAGAAGAGGAGUAUGAACAAGCCCAGAAGCGUCUCGGGGCGGAGGACAAAGGGGAGAAGGUUUGGGGGUAUGGCAUGUUCAUCGACCCAAAGGCGUUCGCCAACGACGAAGAAGCCGAUAGGUACAUGGCUCGGAGAGAUGGCGUUCUAUUCCACGCUCGCGACGCGGUUGGGGCGGGAAGCAGUGCCAUCAAUAACAAGUGGAAGUUGCAGAAGCUUGAGUGGCCUACCAGUGAUGCUGCAGGUGGCGGCAAGGAGAUGAGCGCCAGACAAGCUGUUGGUCGAGGCGACGCAGAAGAGGAUACUAGUGAGCUGACUAUUGACGAGGACCAGAGAGGUGGAAGAGAGGACGAAGAGAGACUCGCCAGCUUCCGCAUCUUGCGUACAAGGUUCAAGUCCAUCCGAGACAGAGGCACAAGGAGUCAAACACAAGAAGGGAUCGUCUCUGGCGCACCUGUGUAUUCAGAAACCAGUGCUCUAGAAGGCGGCAUUAUACGAAACGUCUUUCUGAUGGUAGACAAGCCAAGCGUCAAAUCGGUCCUUGGUGCACAUAGGCUCGUCGACGACAUGUGGGUUUGGGCUGUUGACCCUGGCCACGACGAUGUGGACGAGACACUUACCACAAACGAUGAACCACGGCAAUCAGAGACGCCCAGAAGAUACAGAGGAUUCAUGCGUGUACGGCUGCAACAGCUUGUCAAUAACUUCUAUGACGUGCGACGCUUUCACCAGAGAGAGUACACAAUGAAGGAACUCUGGGAAGCCGCUCAGAAGAGCAAGCAUCAAGCCUUUGUUUCAAUCCAUGAUGUUGAGGCCCGGAUUUGGAGUAUUGAUCGGUUCGUGGGAAGUGCCAUGAGAGCGCAGCCACCGCGGAUUGUAUACGGACCUAUACCAACGACUUCUGCCGAAAAGUUGGUUCACAAAUAG